CUGUAUGUAGUUUUAUAUUCAUUGGUAGAGUGAAUAGCGUCUUUCGAAGUGAGUUUACAUAUUUUCAUUAAUUAGAAAUGGAAGCGAAUGUUACACGUGAUAGCGUCUUAGCACUGAUCCAUGAAAAGGAAAAAAUUGAAAAUGAAAUCAGUCAGUUCAAGUCUGUAUUAGAUCGUAACAGUGUUGGAAUGACAGAGGCACUUGUGGAUGACUGUGGAUACCCCAGGCAGGAUAUUGAUGUUUACCAAGUCCGAGAUGCCAGGCAUAAGAUUAUAUGUCUCAUGAAUGAUCUCAAGGGCGUAAUGUUGAAGAUAGAACAAAAUCUGCAUAUCCUACAUGGACAACAGAGGGAAGGAGUAGGUCUACCAGUUGAUCCAUCAACAUCUGCAGUUCAGCACACAGAACCUAUAGCAAGAGUUAACUUUGUCGCACCGCAUUCACCAGCUGAGGAAGCCGGCAUCUGUGUAGAGGAUCUGAUUGUGGAAUUUGGUUCAGUAAACGCAGGGAAUUUGAAAUCUCUGCAGGACAUCAGUACCGUGGUCCAGCAUACUCAGGGACGAUCUGUAAGCAUUCGAGUCAAGAGGCAUGACAAGAUGGUAAGGCUGAGUCUCACGCCUCAUGUGUGGUCGGGACGUGGACUCCUGGGGUGUAACAUAAUUCCUGUUGAAACUGUAGAAAGAUAGAAAAAUGUUAAAAUUACUGAUAAAAUGUUUAGCAUCAUGCAAGUUAAUAACAAAAAUAAAUGUAUAAUUGGAAAAUAUUUCCUUGACAUGCAUAUGUAUGUCCUGUGUUAAUAAAGAAAAAUGUUAAAUGUUGUUGUCAA
Molecule: messenger RNA, 823 nt
Organism: Zootermopsis nevadensis
Lineage: Eukaryota; Metazoa; Arthropoda; Insecta; Blattodea; Termopsidae
Product: 26S proteasome non-ATPase regulatory subunit 9
Biological process (GO): proteasome regulatory particle assembly
Cellular component (GO): cytoplasm; nucleus
Molecular function (GO): protein binding
Source: RefSeq, a predicted model, not a curated record